This is a messenger RNA of Uranotaenia lowii, 4679 nucleotides long. It is a transcript of the gene Dnz1, whose product is annotated as palmitoyltransferase ZDHHC3-A. NCBI's taxonomy places the organism in Eukaryota, Metazoa, Arthropoda, Insecta, Diptera, Culicidae. The coding region runs from base 967 to 1776 and encodes 269 amino acids. Gene Ontology annotation, biological process: protein targeting to membrane; peptidyl-L-cysteine S-palmitoylation. Gene Ontology annotation, cellular component: Golgi apparatus; endoplasmic reticulum. Gene Ontology annotation, molecular function: protein-cysteine S-palmitoyltransferase activity. The transcript is spliced from 2 exons. The record is from RefSeq and is a predicted model, not a curated record.
UGAACCACCCACCCCCACAUCCUCUCGCAGCUGAUUUUCCAACCCGUUAUUAGUGGUUUUAUUGCUGGUUUAUAGUGGAAAACCGUGGUAUUCUCGACACUGAAGUCACGUCUGGUCUGCGAUGUGUUUUUGCCGACGAAAAGCUAAAAACCACCGACGAGGACGGUAGGAAAAAGAAUCAUCAACAUUUCCAUCGGAGCCGCUCCGCUUUAAGUCGAGAAAACGAGCUUGCGCACUAGUAUUUGUGGUGCGGUUUUCCAUUAUUACAAAAAUGAAUGUACUUGCAGCAGCACCAGUCGUCAAUCGGAAUCUUUUGUGUUAGUGUAUCAUCGCAGGCAAAGUGCUAAAUUUCGGGACAUAAAAAAGUUCGUCGAAUUUGCGACACUUUUCGGGGUAGCAAUAAAAUUAUGCUAAAACAGUGGACGCAUUCAAAAAAAGUUUAAAAUAUUGAUUUGAUAAAGUGCGAGAACAAAAAACCAUCCAGCAGCCGUUCAAGUGCACUCACUGCCUGUUCCCCCAUAUCGUCUGUGUUGGGAGAAGGUUGGCAAAAGUUGUUCAUAAAAUGCCCGAACCCGAUUAUUGCUGCUGCUUGCUGCAUCGAUCCGUCGUGGCUAUCGUCGAUUGUAUCAAUUGAACCGAGAAUAAUGACCUGCUGACUGGAGAAGCAAAUAGAAAUCGUCACCAGCAUUAUUUUUGUGAUUGCACCUAAAGCAUCAGCAACAGCCGUGUCCAUAUAGACGACGGAGGCAGCUUUCUUGAUUGCGGUGGAGCUAAGCUGCUGCUAAAUCAAACAAUCAAUAACCCGACUCGUAGGUUUGAUAUUUAAUGUGUUCCGUUGUUUUCACAAGAGAACGAGAUUAAAAAAGGUCCGGAAAACAAAUCUUCACAGCUAAUCGCUUUUAGCUAAGAAAAUUAAGAACACACUUUCUCACGUACAUUAACAAAAAUAAUCCGAUAACCAUCGCAAUGGGUUUCGUGAAGGACCCCUGCGGAAUUGUUUGCGUCCUGGUGACCUAUUUGGCCGUGAUUUAUGCCGACUACGUUGUAACCCGGUGGAUCAUUCUGCAAACCAUGCAAAACAGCUUAUGGGCCCCGUUCCACGUGGUUGCGUUCAACACCAUUGUAUUCCUGUUGGCCAUGGCUCAUCUGAAGGCGGUCCUACUGGAUCCGGGGACCGUUCCGCUGCCGCAGACUCGCAUCGACUUUUCCGAUCUGCACUCGGAGCGGAACUAUCAGCGUGAGCACGAGGAGUGGACCGUCUGUACCCGGUGCGAAACUUACCGGCCACCGAGAGCCCAUCACUGCCGAAUCUGUAAGCGUUGCAUCCGCCGAAUGGACCACCACUGUCCGUGGAUAAACAAUUGCGUCGGGGAGCGCAAUCAGAAGUAUUUCCUUCAAUUUUUGGUGUACGUUUGCGCUCUAGCUUUGUACUCGAUUUUCCUGAUCAUCACAUCGUGGGUGUAUCCCUGUGAGACUUGCUCGAGUACGGUUCCGGAGACGCAAAGCCGCAUAUUGCACAGCGUGCUGUUGCUGUUGGAAUCGGCUCUAUUCGGGUUGUUUGUAAUCGCCAUCAUGGUGGACCAGAUGCAUGCCAUCCUAUAUGACGAAACGGCCGUCGAAGCUGUCCAGCAGAAGGGACCCUAUCGAAGCCACCGGCCAAAGAUGGCCCUGUUGGCUGAGGUUUGCGGUCGGGGUCACCCGGUGAUGUGGGUCUUUCCCUGUACCAGCUUGAAUCGAAAGCAUCAUGACACUCCGCUUUUAAGUCAUGAUGUUUAAAAAUGUAGGAAAGGCUUUCUGGCGGCAUAUAAGCUUACAUUAUCGUUAGGUAUUCCAGCACCCUCUUGCUUUACUUCUCUUAUUUAUCCACGCUUUUUCGGUCUUUCCGUUACCCGUCUGUCUUUUUCUCUGUAUCAUAAAUGAUUUCCGGCUUAUACUGGUGUAAAGUAAUUUGAAAAUGGGAUGGAACUCAGCAUCGUUUAGCAUACCGAGCGCGACAUAAAAUAUUUAUUUGCACGUUAUAGUACCGAAACAUACAUGUACCCACGAGACGGUUUCCCGAAUGUGUGUAAUUUUUUUUUUGAAUCGACCACGUUGCUUCGUCAGGAGCAAGCUUGUGGGACAAUUUUCACAAAUGCAGUGAAAUAAAAUAAUUGUGAUUGCAAAGUAUUUUCUGUUAUUUUUUGUUUUCACUUUUUAGGGUCAUGACACAGUUAUGUUAAAUAACGUUAUCGAACGUUUGUCACUUCGAGAGAGGGUCAAAAUGCAGACUUGGAAUUUGAAGUUGAUAAAUCAGAAUCUAGAUUGAGAAUUUCCAAUCAUAAUUGAUGAAAAACUUCAAAUGAACAGCCAAACAGUCAAGUAAGCAACAGUCUCAAAUUUGAUGUCACAGUAGUAAUGUUUCGAUAAUUGGUUUUGAGGGAAUUGGUUUUCGUCUAAAAGCUUGGGAGAUACUUCUGUUUAAAAUUAGUACAUAUAAUUAAAAUAAAUGCACAUGGGAAAUUGGUUUAACAAUAUUGAUGAAAAUUAAUUGAAUUUAACAAAAAAUCUAGCAUCACUAGAAAGGUUGUUAGGUUAUCUCUUGUCAAAGAUUAUUUCUAUUUAAAGAAGUGUGUCGAAGACCGCAUAAAGAUUACACUUUCCAGAACAAAGCUAAGAAUAAGUUUUCGGUUCAACAUUCCUUUUAAAUUUCUAUAUUUCACCGAUUUUGCAGCUGUAUUCUAGGGUGUUGCCAGAAAUUUGUGGAAAGGAUUUAAAUUAUUUUUUCACCCAACCAUGGGAUUUCAAAAAGCAGAAUUGAUUCGAAGCAGUUCAAAUGAAAUCAAGUAUUGAUUUUUUGACAUUUAGGCAUAAAAGUGUCAAAAAAGUAAAAAAACCUGGCUUAUUAAUUUAUAACCAAUUUCUCAUUAUUUCAAAUUUUUUUGGAUUUAUAUAGAAAACAAGUUUAAUAAAUCCUAGAUACUUCAAGUAAAUUUGUGAAAAUCGGUUCAGUGAUUGGCAAGUAACAGCUGUUUGUAUUUCAAGAGUUCCAAUAUUUUGCUUAACGUUGGCCUUCAAAGUGUUAGUUGACUCAAACCGUUUUUUUUUCAAAAACACGCCAUAGCAUCUUAAGUUUAUUCAGAUACGGUUCAAAUCAAGACAAAAUAUAAAACGAUACGUACAAUACUUCGUAAGAUCCAAUAAACAAUAGACCAGAGCAAAACAUCAAUUAUCAUCAACAUUUAUCACUCAGCAUAAAAUUGUCCAAUAUAAAAAAUAUUGAACACCUAAUAAACAAUCAUCAUUUAAUCUAUGAAAUAUUUCGGCUUUCAAAAUUGAAAAACUAUCAAAACUUAGUCAAAAAAAAAAAUUGGAGAAUAUUGUAUGUGCAUUGGAUCAAAUCCUAAGCGAGCUUUCCAUGAAGUUCCAAUCUAAUCACUCUUACCAGACAAAGAUUUUUCAAGCAACAAACGAACAAACUCAACGUUUUCCAUCCCCCUUUGUAAUAACUUGUUGUUUAAUAUUUAAGUGUUUCAGUUGUACAUAUUUGCGUAUGAUUUUUGUUCAAUAUUCCCGAGCGAGUGUGUGGAUAACAGCAACGGUUAUAGUUUCUAUUUACGAUUGCGGUGGGCAGAAGCUUGAUACUUAUACGUUUUGUAGCGCGUAAUUUGAAUUUUAGUUUGGCUUACAUCUUCCAAAAACCGAUACCUUUUUGAUACUACCGAUUUUCCUAUUGAACUGUAAGCGAAACAAAAACAAAUAGAACAAUGUAACAAUCGAGGAAACAUUCAUUAAAAUGUAAGCAAUAGGGUAUAGUUAAAACAAAAAAGAACUUUGCUUAAAGUAACUAACUGAAUGUAGCUUUUGUAUAUAAAAAAUAUAUACGGAUGUUCAAAACUAUUGGGUUGAAUUCUGUUUCCGAUAUUAGCUCAAAAAGACCAUACUGCAUUCGCGCUACGUGUCUAUCACAGUACAUACAUUUUAGGCAGUAGUGGAGCAACUUUAACGGCGUGAGAUUCGAUGGCAUAAAACCAAGACAACAUAAACCCUAACUGGCACCGGUGCCACCAGAAUAGAACCCUUAGUUAUAAAGUAAAUGAUAAAGAAAGUUCGAGAGAUUGAAACAAAAAGGGCAAAGACUUUAUAUAAGAUAACUUUAGAGAAAGCACAGGUUGAUAUGAACUAUAAAUGUAAUGAUUGAAAAUGCAAUUAUCGAAAUAGAAUCACCCACACUCACCUACACAAACACAAAAGAAAAAAAAAACCAAAUCGCUAAUUGUCGAACGUUGAAGUCGUUAAGAGGCGAAGAAGUCUGAGCAAAUGAAUGAAGUAAAUUGAAACAGGACAGCAGAAUAUCGAUAAGGAACACGGUACAUUGAACUUUAAAACAUAUAGUUUGGUUAAUCUAAGAUGGGUAAGAACAGAGUUUUACAUUUUUAUAUAUUUGGAAAGGAAGAAAGUAUUCAUAACAAAAAAUCUGUACGACUCGCAGUUCGUGAUGGGAUGGAUGAUGGGAUGAUCCACCCUGGUAAUCAGGUUGGAAUGAGCGAACUGAUGAGAUACAUGUCGUAGAAACCCGACACACCGGCACAUACACACACACACAAACACAAACAUUACAAACAUACAGAAAACAUUACAUUCUAUAUUGUAGCUCCAGUUUCUUGAAAACAGUGAAUACAUGUGCAUACAGAUGUGCAAUA